Messenger RNA from Mycotypha africana, 785 nucleotides. RefSeq lists its product as uncharacterized. Bases 366 to 542 code for a protein of 58 amino acids. The transcript has a single exon. The record is from RefSeq and is a predicted model, not a curated record. NCBI's taxonomy places the organism in Eukaryota, Fungi, Mucoromycota, Mucoromycetes, Mucorales, Mycotyphaceae.
CUUUCAGAAAGAAUAUAAUCACACAUGAUAGAAUUUUCUAUAAAGAGUUUUUGAAAAGACAAAGACUGUCUUCUGCCAUUGGAAUCAUUUAAUGAAUAUAAUGCCUCCAAGGUAGGUAGAAAAGUAUAGGCGGUGUCUGUUUCCCUGUCCUUUAGUUGUAUGGAUUAAUUGUACCCAAAAUCAAGUUGGAUAAUAUCAAAACCAUAGGUAGCUAUCAUAAAACAAAAGACAAUAAUUCUUGCUUUGUAUUUUGGCAACACCAUAUUAACGCAAGGCCGACCAGAAUCGUACAUAUGAGCUCGCCAUGUUAAAGGCGGUGCUGUCAGUUCUCUGCUUCUAAGCAAUUAGUGAUUGCCUUGGGCAGGAUGCUUGAGACACGCUUUAUCAAUAACUUGGUGCCACUUUAUCGAUUUCUACUGCCUUUCUAUAUUUUUUUUUUUUUCUCAAUUUAUUGCUACUAUUUAACUAUUGAUCCCCACUAUUUUUCCCUUUCUUCAAUGGUUUUUUUUUUUUCAUGCUGUACAGUUUGUAUAGUCGAUUGAUGGAAGCAGCAGUUGUUAAAGGGUGCAUAAUUAGUGAGAGACGGUGCAAAAGAUCUAUUGCUGAGGUAUAGUCAUCGCUCUUCGAUUCGCAAUUUGUUUGUUUGAAACAAGUCACAUUAGCCUUGAUGAAAGGAAGUCUGGGGUUAAAGGAUCACUGACAGCUGUGGGUGAAAAAGAGCAGAAAAAUAGAAAUCUAAAGCGGAGGACGUGGGUGUUGUAGGGAACCAUCUCUGUAAUUCUUAA